CUCCAGAAGCCCUGGCCUGCCAGCACCUGCUCCAGCUCCCAGCCCAGCGUGGCAUCCCUGCUGCCGAUCCACACCAUGCCCUUGAUCCUGAUUCUGCUGGCUGUCUUGGCCCCAGGAGCUGCAGACUUCAACAUCUCAAGCCUCUCUGGUCUGCUGUCCCCGGCGCUAACGGAGAGCCUGCUAGUUGCCUUGCCCCCCUGUCACCUUACAGGAGGCAAUGCCACACUGAUGGUGCGGAGGGCCAAUGACAGCAAAGUGGUCAAGUCCAGCUUCGUGGUGCCUCCGUGCCGAGGGCGCAGGGAGCUGGUGAGUGUGGUGGACAGCGGGGCUGGCUUCACAGUCACUCGGCUCGGUGCCUACCAGGUGACAAACCUCGUGCCAGGAACCAAAUACUACGUUUCCUACCUAGUGAAGAAGGGGACAUCCACUGAGUCCAGCGGAGAGGUCCCAAUGUCCACUCUUCCUCGAAGAAAUAUGGAGUCCAUUGGGCUGGGAAUGGCCCGAACAGGGGGCAUGGUGGUCAUCACAGUGCUGCUCUCUGUUGCCAUGUUUCUACUGGUUCUGGGCCUCAUCAUCGCCCUGGCACUGGGUGCCCGCAAGUGAGGAGGUCUGUCUGGGGCAGUGGGCUCCUCCAGGAAGUCCAGAGCACUGUCCAUUUUUCUCCCCAGCCCACCUCCUCCCAGGCCUCAGUCACUGGCUUUGGCUCCUUUGCUGCCCUCACCUCUCCCUCCCUGCCCCCUCCCCCGAGUACUUUCCUCCCUCUGUCCCUCUCUUUGUCCCAGUGACUCACCUUCCAACACUCCCUAUUAUUCCCCUCACCCCAGUGCUACCAGAGUUGACUUUCUUACCAUUUUACCACUUAACUCCACGCCCCCCAUAACAAUCCACCCCUCCUUCAGUGAAGUAAGUCCCUACAAUAAAGGCUGAGGCCGUAUCUACC
Propithecus coquereli (Coquerel's sifaka) is the source of this 940-nucleotide messenger RNA. RefSeq names its product uroplakin 2 (gene UPK2). Bases 76 to 603 code for a protein of 175 amino acids. The record is from RefSeq and is a predicted model, not a curated record. Lineage: Eukaryota; Metazoa; Chordata; Mammalia; Primates; Indriidae. The transcript has 5 exons. Gene Ontology annotation, biological process: epithelial cell differentiation. Gene Ontology annotation, cellular component: apical plasma membrane.